Molecule: messenger RNA, 1129 nt
Organism: Pistacia vera
Lineage: Eukaryota; Viridiplantae; Streptophyta; Magnoliopsida; Sapindales; Anacardiaceae
Product: WD repeat-containing protein 48 homolog
Exons: 2
Coding region: 287-931 (214 amino acids)
Source: RefSeq, a predicted model, not a curated record
UAAGCCACUAAGUUAAAAACAAAGACAUCUGAAUGUAAAUUUCUGACAGGCAAAAGUGACUUGUCUCCGGUUUCGGUUCUGUUCUGUUCUUGGUCUCUUCAAUUCUCCUCUAUAAGAAUCCCUCCUAAAUCCACCUACAAUCGGUGCAAUUCUCAAUCAACUUCAGGUAUUAUCCCAAUUUCAAGAAUUAAUUUUGUUUAUGAUUUAAUUUGCAGAAUUUAAGAUACCCUUUGGAAUCUUAAGCAAAAAAGCAGAUUCUGAAUUCAAGUAAAGGAACAAACUAUAAAUGGAGAAUAGGUAUGGCUACUUCAGGCAAGGAAGUGGAGUAUGGAAAUCAUUCACCGAUGGAGAUUUUGAAGAAGAAGAAGUGUGGGCUGUGAUCAAAGAAAGAAGAGAUUCAUCAGCACCCUCUUCUAAAGUAAGCCAAUUUAUAAAUAAUUCUGAGUUCGAACCUUCAUUUUCCGUUCAACGGCGCCUCCCUUCUGCGGCGAGAAUGGUCCCGAAAACAAGUGGCAAUGGCAGCAGCACCAGUGGCUCUAGCAACAGCAACAGCCCGGCGGUAGUCACAAAGCUUCAAUCGGCUCCUGUGAAAAUCCCUGAUUGGUCAAAGUUUAAUAGCCACCACCACCACCACCACCACAAGUCAAAGAAAUCCUCCAAGAAUGUUCAUAGCUUUGAUGAUGACGAUGAUGAAAAUUAUCAUAGCUUUGAUGAUGACGAUGAUGACGACGACGACGACGACGACGACGAUGAUGAUGGUGUUGGUUAUGAUUCCAGGGUUCCUCCACAUGAAUUCAUUGCAAGAAGGCAAUCAAGGAGUCAAAUUUCUUCAUUUUCAGUGUUUGAAGGAGUUGGGAGGACACUCAAAGGGAGAGAUCUUAGCAAAGUGAGAAAUGCUGUUUUGACAAGAACUGGUUUUCUUGAGGAAUGAUUUUUAAUUUAUUUCAUAAAUUAUGGUAUUGAUAUUAUUAUUUAGUGUAAAUAAUAGUAUGUGUUUUUUUAGGGUUUUUGUGAUGGUUUCAUAGGCCUCAAAUUUUAGUUUAGAUCAAUUCUGUUUUAGGGUUUCAAGUAAAUGUUCUAUUUUUGUGUAAAAAUUGCAAUCAAUUUAUGUGAAUUUUUAUAUUGGUUU